Lathyrus oleraceus (garden pea) is the source of this 1617-nucleotide messenger RNA. RefSeq names its product sugar carrier protein C. The record is from RefSeq and is a predicted model, not a curated record. The transcript is spliced from 4 exons. The coding region runs from base 54 to 1583 and encodes 509 amino acids. Lineage: Eukaryota; Viridiplantae; Streptophyta; Magnoliopsida; Fabales; Fabaceae. Gene Ontology annotation, biological process: monosaccharide transmembrane transport. Gene Ontology annotation, cellular component: membrane. Gene Ontology annotation, molecular function: monosaccharide transmembrane transporter activity.
GUUUCUCUUCUUCGGUUUGUGCUUCGUACAAUAUCAGAAUAAACAAAAAAAAAAUGUCUGCUGCAGGAGGAAUACACGUAGGAGGGAGGAAGAAGGACUACCCUGGAAACCUCACUCCUUUUGUUACCGUAACAUGCAUCUUGGCAGCUAUGGGUGGAUUAAUCUUCGGCUACGAUAUUGGAAUUUCAGGUGGGGUGACGUCUAUGGAUCCAUUUCUAAAGAAGUUUUUUCCGUCAGUAUACCGGAAGAAAAACUUGGAUAUAACGGCAAACAGAUAUUGUCGAUACAACAGUCAGAUACUGACUAUGUUCACUUCGUCAUUGUACCUGGCAGCGAUGCUGUCGUCGUUAGUAGCUUCCACUGUCACACGUAAAUUUGGUCGGAGACUUUCUAUGCUUUUUGGAGGUUUGCUUUUCCUCAUAGGUGCUCUCGUUAAUGGCUUUUCCCAAUAUGUUUGGAUGUUGAUAGUCGGUCGAAUCUUUCUCGGGUUUGGUAUCGGGUUUGCGAAUCAGUCUGUGCCAAUCUACCUCUCUGAGAUGGCUCCAUACAAAUACAGAGGUGCUUUUAAUAUUGGGUUCCAAUUAUCAGUUACAAUUGGCAUACUUGUUUCCAACAUAUUGAACUACUUUUCUAACAAAAUCAAGGGUGGAUGGGGAUGGAGGUUAAGUUUAAGUGGUGCUAUGGUCCCUGCACUUAUAAUAAUAAUUGGAUCAUUAGUCCUGCCAGAAACCCCCAAUUCCAUGAUUGAAAGAGGUGAUUGUGAUGCAGCUAAGGCACAACUGAAGAGAAUUCGUGGAGUGGAAGAAGUUGAUGAAGAGUUCAAUGACCUUGUGGUAGCUAGUGAAGCUUCCAUGCAAGUGGAACACCCUUGGAGGAACUUGUUAGAAAGGAAGUAUAGAUCCCACCUUACUAUAGCCGUAUUGAUUCCAUUCUUCCAACAAUUUAGUGGCAUCAAUGUUAUUAUGUUUUAUGCACCUGUAUUUUUCAAUUCCAUUGGGUUCAAGAAUGAUGCUGCUCUUAUGUCAGCUGUCAUCACUGGAGGUGUUAAUGUUGUUGCGACCUGUGUCUCAAUUUAUGGAGUUGAUAAGUGGGGUAGGAGAGCCCUUUUCCUUGAAGGUGGAGUUCAGAUGGUCAUAUGUCAGGCUAUAGUUGCAGCUGCUAUUGGGGUAAAGUUUGGAACAGAUGGAUACAUUGGUGAUUUGCCAAAGUGGUAUGCUGUAGUAGUUGUGCUCUUCAUUUGCAUUUAUGUAUCAGGGUAUGCUUGGUCAUGGGGUCCCCUUGGUUGGUUGGUACCUAGUGAGAUUUUCCCAUUGGAGAUUCGUUCGGCUGCUCAAAGUCUCAAUGUAUCGGUCAACAUGUUCUUCACUUUCUUAGUUUCACAAAUUUUCUUGACAAUGCUUUGUCACAUGAAGUUUGGUUUGUUCAUCUUCUUUGCCUUCUUUGUAGUGGUGAUGACAUUUUAUAUAUACUUUAUGCUUCCUGAAACAAAGGGAGUACCGAUUGAAGGUAUGAGUAGGGUUUGGAAAUUGCGCUCAUAUUGUUUAAUAUUUGAUUUUUUAUUGUUUAAUAUUGUAAAAAACUAAUUACACCUUAAAAAGGUCUCCAUUUCUUUCGAUA